AUGCAGCGACCCGACGGCGCGGCCAGGGCCCUGGCUGUGCUACGCAAGCCCAGUGUGGGGGCGGAGCUCAUUUACAAGUACGCAUCCCCGGUGGUGGCACAGGCCACAGACGAGGCCGUCGACUUUUUGGUGGCAAAGGGCCCCGCCCUCGACCCCGCCCGCCUGCUGCCGGCCCUCGCGCGCUUCGGGGAGCCGGGCGCGGCGCCGGCGAAGCGUGGCGCGGCGCUGCGCUACGUGCGCUUCGCGCUGGACCUGCUGCGCUGCACGGACGGGACGGUCCAUAACCUGGCGGUGGCGCUGCUGUCCUUGGACCCUGACGAGGGCCCCCUGCUGGACUACUUGUCGCGUGCGGGCCGCGACCCGCUGGGGCGGCCGCUGUACGACGCUAAAUACGCGCUUCGCCUGGCGCGCGACAGGGACAGGCCGCGCGCGUGCGUGAAGCUGCUGAGUCAGCUGGGGCUGCAUCAAGACGCGGUGGCCCUGGCGUUGGAACAGGUUGAUCUGGAUCUGGCCAAGGCCGUGGCCGAGAACGGGCCAGCAGAGGACGACGAGCAGCUCAGGCGCAAGCUGUGGCUGGACAUCGCGCGGCGGGUGGUCCAGGAUGGCGGCGGAGAGGGGGACCAGGCUGAACACAUAGCAGCUGUUAUGGGCCUGUUGAGAGAAGCUGGCGGCCUCCUGCGCAUUGAGGACGUGCUCCCGCUCUUCCCAGACUUCGUAACCAUCGAUGCAUUCAAGGCAGCCAUCGUGGACAGCCUGCAGCGGUACAGCGCCCAGAUCGACGCCCUGAAGCACGAAAUGGACGAGGCAACACAGAUUGCGGGUGCGGCGCGCCGCGCCGCGCCCUGA
This is a messenger RNA of Monoraphidium neglectum, 846 nucleotides long. Its product is annotated as Vacuolar protein sorting-associated protein 18. The coding region runs from base 1 to 846 and encodes 281 amino acids. The transcript has 10 exons. Gene Ontology annotation, biological process: endosome organization; organelle fusion; vacuole organization. Gene Ontology annotation, molecular function: protein-macromolecule adaptor activity. Lineage: Eukaryota; Viridiplantae; Chlorophyta; Chlorophyceae; Sphaeropleales; Selenastraceae. The record is from RefSeq and is a predicted model, not a curated record. Gene Ontology annotation, cellular component: endosome; HOPS complex.